UUCUCAUUCGCUACCAAACAACCUCGCCUUCUCCAUUGCCCAUCAUGAGGUCUUCCGUAUUGUUGGCGUCCGGCGCUGCCGCCGCUGCCGUCGCUACCGCCGAUUUGAAGCUCGUCAGCCGCGCGAUUAACACGUCUACUGGGUCCUAUCUCGCCCGUAUGGCCGAUACCCAUAUCCGUAAGGGUAUCAAGUUGGACUUUGGUUACACAAACGCCGUCAUUUACCAAGGACUCGAGUUUGCCUACGACCUCACCAAGAAUGAGUCUAUCGCAGAUGCAUACGAAAAGCAGAUGUCCAUCGUCAACGAGGACGGCACGAUCAAGGAGUACGAGUACGACUUCUACUCGCUGGAUGAGUAUCGCUUUGGAAUGAAUGCUCUCUGGUGGUACAACAGGACUGGUGAGGAAAAGUACAAGCUCGCCGCCGACGGUAUCCGUGGCAUGCUUGACAGGCACCCGCGCACGCCAUCCGGUGGAUUCUGGCACAGAGCCCCGAUCUACGAGAACCAGAUGUGGCUCGACGGAAUAUUCAUGGCCGAUUCUUUCUACGCCAAGUACACAAGCCUGUACGACAACGAUAACACCACAGCCUGGGACGACAUCACCCGGCAGUUCGACAACAUCGAGAAGUACACCCGCAACCACACAACCAACCUACUUGUCCACGGGUACGACGAGUCGAAAAAGGCCAUCUGGGCCGAUCCAAAGACGGGUGCCGCCCCCUUGGUGUGGAGCCGUGCCGUCGGAUGGUACAUGGUGUCCCUGCUCGAGACCAUCCCGCUGAUCCCCGAGUCCCACGAGGGCAAGAAAAAGCUGACAGGCUACUUUCAAUCCCUGGCUGAGGGUGUGUUGAAGGCCCAGGAUGCUGCCACCAGCGGCUGGUGGCUGAUCAUGGACUUCCCCGGCCGCAAGAAGAACUACAUCGAGUCGUCCGCCAGCGCCAUGUUUACCUACAGUCUCCUCAAGGGCGUCAGGCUUGGACUCAUCGACGCUCAGACUUACCUGGGGCCUGCCAAGAAGGCCUACCAGGCUCUGGUCGACGACUUCGUUGUCGAGAAGAGCGACGGCACUCUUGACUGGGAGGGCACCGUUCUUGUUGGCUCUCUCAACAGCAACGCUACCUUCGAGUACUACACGUCUGUUGCGCUGUCUCCCAAUGACUACAAGGGGGUUGGGCCGUUCAUGUACGCCUCGUACGAGAUCGAGCUCAUGUAAUCCGGCCUAAAUUGUGGGUCUUUAGGGGCAGACUGCAUGUGGGCUAUUCAAGCAUUCCUGUAUAUAUUCCGC
Diaporthe batatas is the source of this 1286-nucleotide messenger RNA. RefSeq lists its product as uncharacterized. The record is from RefSeq and is a predicted model, not a curated record. NCBI's taxonomy places the organism in Eukaryota, Fungi, Ascomycota, Sordariomycetes, Diaporthales, Diaporthaceae. Gene Ontology annotation, biological process: carbohydrate metabolic process. Bases 45 to 1214 code for a protein of 389 amino acids. The transcript has 3 exons.